AGGAAGCGUUGCUUUGCCUUCAUCGCAGUUCCUCUUAGCAGCUUGCUAAGUGAUUUGUACGUCCCCCUGAUUGCCAAAAGCAAUGGAAGUGACGAUGGACCCCUUGUUUCUGGCGUGGAGCUAUUUCAGAAGGCGGAAACUUCAACAAUGUUCCGACAUUUGUACAAAAAUAUUACAAGACAAUCCAUACGACCAGGACUCAUCCUUGCUUAUCUCAGAGGCUGCAUGGAGCUUGAAAACCCGUGCUCUUACAGAGAUGGUAUACAUAGAUGAAAUUGAGGUUGACCAGGAGGGGAUUGCUGAGAUGAUGCUGGAUGAAAGCUCUAUUGCUCAAGUUGCACGACCUGGAACAUCACUGAGACUUCCUGGAACAAGUCAGGGUGGAGGUCCCACACCAGCCAUCAGGCCCAUGACACAGUCAGGGCGCCCUAUCACGGGAUUUGUGAGACCCAGCACACAGUCAGGGCGUCCUGGGACAAUGGAGCAGGCCAUCAAAACCCCACGUACUGCAAGCACAGCUCGUCCUGUCACUGCUUCUUCUGGUAGAUUCAUCCGUUUGGGAACAGCUUCAAUGCUAACCAAUCCUGAUGGACCUUUUAUAAACUUGUCUAGACUAAAUCUGGCCAAGUAUUCCCAAAAACCCAAUUUAUCCAGGACACUAUUUGAAUAUAUCUUCCAUCAUGAAAAUGAUGUGAAAAAUGCUUUGGAUUUAGCUGCUCAAGCUACUGAACAUGCACAGUUCAAAGACUGGUGGUGGAAAGUUCAGCUGGGAAAAUGUUACUACAGGCUUGGCUUAUAUAGAGAAGCAGAAAAACAGUUUCGAUCAGCCCUCAACCACCAAGAGGUGGUAGAUACAUAUCUCUAUCUUGCAAAGGUUUAUCAGCGUAUGGAUCAACCAAUAACAGCUCUCAGUCUUUUCAAGCAAGGUCUGGACCACUUCCCUGGAGAGGUCACCCUUCUAACAGGAAUCGCUCGUAUCCAUGAGGAGAUGAACAACAUUUCAUCAGCUACAGAGUACUACAAAGAUGUCCUGAAGCAGGACAACACUCAUGUGGAGGCCAUAGCCUGCAUAGGCAGCAAUCACUUCUACACAGAUCAACCUGAGAUUGCGCUGCGGUUCUAUAGACGGCUGCUCCAGAUGGGAGUGUAUAAUUGCCAGCUGUACAACAACCUGGGCCUGUGCUGUUUCUACGCCCAGCAGUACGAUAUGACUCUGUCCUCGUUUGAGAGGGCUCUGGCCCUGGUGGCCAAUGAUGAAGAGCAGGCUGAUGUCUGGUACAACAUAGGACACGUGGCUGUAGGAAUAGGAGACUUGACGCUGGCCUAUCAGUGUUUUAAACUGACCUUGGCAUUUAAUAAUGACCAUGCUGAGGCCUACAACAACCUGGCUGUGUUGGAGCUGCGCAAAGGUCAUGUUGAACAGUCUAAAGCCUUCCUUCAGACUGCUGCAUCACUGGCCCCUCAUAUGUAUGAGCCACACUUCAAUCUCUCCAUCCUCUCUGAAAAGAUUGGGGACCUUCAGAGCAGCUAUAGCGCAGCCCAAAAGUCUGAGGACGCUUUUCCAGAACACGUCGACACUCAGCAGCUUCUCAGGCAACUUCGGCAGCACUUUGCUGUGCUGUGAGCAUCCAAACAAAUAUAAAGUAAUAAGUUGUUAGAUUAGUUGUACAUAGAAAUUGACAAAGUGGCAUUAGCUUUGAUUUGUGUUUAUUUAUUAACUUCCAGUUUAUUAGGUACAUCUGCGGAGUAAGCGCUUCAACAGAAUGAGUGGUAACCCUUUGAAGGGUAUUUUCAAAUGUAGUUCUGCACUCCAGUGCUGAAACUUGAUGUGAUUGUCCAUCCUCCUUUUGCAGGCUUGUUACAUACAGAAUCAACAGUCAUUGGUGUUUCUUUGUUCUGUUCUCUGUAAAACUUUAGAUCAAUAGAGUUUCAAAAGGCUGCAGUUCAAGAAACGUUAGAAUUAAAAUGAACUGCUUGAGUGUUUUAGUUAAACAUCCAUACAAUCAUGAAUGGCCCUCACGCAACAUGUGACUUUCACAAUUCAUGCAAAGGUGCGAGUUUUCCUGAAAAACUGGCAAUCUAGUGUCCAGACCUGUACAGUAGUAAAGCGUGUACAUAGCAAAGGCGAAGGUUUUAUUUGUAACAGUUGAAGAAUUUACAUACAUUUUGUAGCUCACUUUAUAAAUCACAUGUAUUUCUCACAUUUUACCCUUCUUCGCAAUUUUGUAGUCUCUUGCAAAAGACAUGGCAAUAAAAACGUCAUUCAAAAGA
Molecule: messenger RNA, 2271 nt
Organism: Archocentrus centrarchus (flier cichlid)
Lineage: Eukaryota; Metazoa; Chordata; Actinopteri; Cichliformes; Cichlidae
Gene: ttc8
Product: tetratricopeptide repeat domain 8
Exons: 15
Coding region: 83-1624 (513 amino acids)
Biological process (GO): non-motile cilium assembly
Cellular component (GO): ciliary basal body; BBSome; non-motile cilium
Molecular function (GO): protein binding
Source: RefSeq, a predicted model, not a curated record